Molecule: messenger RNA, 1360 nt
Organism: Anopheles darlingi
Lineage: Eukaryota; Metazoa; Arthropoda; Insecta; Diptera; Culicidae
Product: mitochondrial potassium channel-like
Exons: 2
Coding region: 136-1065 (309 amino acids)
Source: RefSeq, a predicted model, not a curated record
ACUGUACGGGUUUGGGAGUUCUCUGGCCAAAAAUCUUUCUCCUGGUUUCCGUGCACCGAUAAAAUGUGAUACAUUUUUACAAUUCGUGGCCUGAAUUUACAAUAAAAGUGAUUCGUUCUAGCUAACACACGCAUCAUGUGCACCAGAAGAGUGUUGUUUCUGCCUGUCGGGAGCUUUUGGCGAACGAAUCACCUCGUAGCAGUCCGGGGGUUUUCGGAUCGGAUUCACCAGCGGCAGGAUGAAAGAGUGGAUUUUGAGCUGUACACCAUCCCGGCAUCGGAAGCGGCUACGGCGACGACGAGACCGACAACUGCAAACAAACCGCCGACUCAGCGAUCAACCGAAAUUGCCCUGCGUCGUAUCGGGCUACUCGAUCUGGCGAAAAGCAAACUCUACGAGGCACAAUCGUUCUACGAUGAGUUCAGCGGCAUGAACGAGGUGAAGCUGGCCCAAAGCAAAGUGAUCGAGAUACAGGACCAACUGCAGAUGGUACAGGAACGACGCCGGCACGUGCUUCUCGAGCUAACGCUUGUCCGGAAACAGCUGCAGGACAUUCACCUGGAGCUGCAGAAAUCUGUCCGCGGUGAGCAUCGCUACGUGGAGCUGAUUAAGGAGGAAUUUGAGGUCUUAUCACGGGAGAAGGAGAAAAAUCAAAUCUUUCAAAUUAUUGACCAGGAGGAACGUGAACUGUUCUCUCACCUAACGGCCUCGGUGAAGACGUCGCACGAGAAGGAACGGAUGCAAGCGAACAACGUCAAGUAUUGGUCAAUCAUUGCCUCCGGUGUCGGUGCCUUGCUCGGCAUUAUUGCCACCUCCAUUAACUACUACUUCCGGAACACACAGUUCGAGACGAUCCGGAAGGCCGGAGAGGAAAACCAACGAAUGCUGUUGGAGAUGCAACGGCAGAUGAGCAGUUUGGAGACAACGCUAGGAACCGUCCAGCGGCAGCUCGUGGCCAGACGCGUCGCCGAAAAACCUCAGCUGGCCCGGGUGCACGAAUCCUGGGGAAGCUAUUUACGACGACACACAUCUCGGUUCUUCCGGUUUUUCGUGCCGAAAGGAUAACAUUGAGGCUGUAACUAUCGUGGUUUCCGCAUUUAAACAAUCAGCCAAACACAGGGAAAACCAAAUAAUCAAUCAUUGUAUAGAGUGCAUGAAUGUGGUAAAGGAAUUGUUAUCAAUUGGAUUAUUGUUGUAUAAAUAGGUAGCAUAGAAUGAAAUAGAAAUUAAUACAAGAGUUACUCUUCUACGAUGGCGAAAGGUCAGUUUUGGGGAACGAAACACUAUUUGAUGAAACGAAUACUCACGAGUUCCUCAAAGAAAUAAAUGCAUUAAACGGAAUGGUUUCGUAAUCCGCAAU